Messenger RNA from Vollenhovia emeryi, 2114 nucleotides. RefSeq names its product probable cytochrome P450 49a1. The transcript is spliced from 14 exons. Gene Ontology annotation, molecular function: oxidoreductase activity, acting on paired donors, with incorporation or reduction of molecular oxygen; monooxygenase activity; heme binding. Lineage: Eukaryota; Metazoa; Arthropoda; Insecta; Hymenoptera; Formicidae. Bases 409 to 1962 code for a protein of 517 amino acids. The record is from RefSeq and is a predicted model, not a curated record.
CCGCGAAUACGUGCCUGUUACCACGAUAUUACCCCUCCUUGUAUUCGCUCUCCCACUCUUGCGAGCAGUUUUCUGUCAAACAUCUUUCAAUAUCAGAUACUUGAGCGCGAAGCAUGGCAGGACGGUCUCAGUCAGUUCAUGGUUUUUUCGUGUGUACAUACGUGUCAUUUUGAAGAGCAUUCUACUUCGAUAGAUGUGUCCAAUUAAUUACAUAUUUUAUUAAGAGAAGAGAGGUUUUGACAACAUUUCAUAUAAACGAGAGCACGCCACAUUUGCGUGCAAAUUUUCUGAAGCCUAAGCGAAGGAUGCUUUUAAGCUGAAACAGCCAUUCGAAUAAAACCUACAUUAUAUCUAGUUCCUUGAACUCUGCGCCAGCUCCUCGAACUGUCCACUUUCUUAAUACCACAAAUGAUGACGUUGAGACAACAUGCAAGGUGGCUGUUGCGUCGGUUCGUUAGAAUUGACACGAAAACCGAUAGAGCGUUAGACACGCUAGCUGUGGAUGUCGAGGGACAGGGUUUGUUGCGACAUCGCCCGUACUCGGAUAUCCCAGGACCUAAACCAAUUCCCUUGUUAGGCAACACUUGGCGGUUUCUACCUUUCAUAGGAAACUUCGAUAUACAGGCGAUAGACAAACUGUCAAAAAGACUGCACGCUCAGUAUGGCAACAUCGUAAAGAUAGAAGGCCUUUUAGGUAGGCCCGACAUGGUCUUCGUGUACGACGCGAAUGAAAUUGAGCGAAUUUUCCGACGGGAAGAAAAAAUGCCUCAUCGACCUUCCAUGCCGUCGCUUGAUUAUUACAAACAUGUACUGCGAAAGGAUUUCUUUCUGGAUAAUCCAGGUGUCAUUGCUGUCCACGGUGAGAGUUGGUAUAAUUUCCGAAGCAAGGUACAGCAGGUGAUGCUGCAGCCGCGGAUCGCGAGAAUGUAUAUCGGGGCGAUUGAAGAAGCGAGCAUGGCACUCCUUCGCAGAAUAGCAAAGAUACGGGAUCGAAACCACGAGGUGCCCGACAACUUUCUCAAUGAGAUGCACAAAUGGUCUUUGGAAUCUAUUGCACGGAUCGCGUUGGAUGUGCGCUUGGGUUGCUUGGACGAUGACGCGAACGCAGAAACACAGAGGCUUAUAGACGCCCUGAUUACGUUCUUCAAAAACGUGCCUGUGCUCGAACUAAAGAUACCUUUUUGGAAACUUUUCAACACACCCAGGUGGCAACAAUACGUAAAUUCUUUGGAUAUUAUUGUGAGUACCAUAUCGAAAUACACGGCCGCCGCUCUGUCAAGGACCAAGAGCAACGUGGAUUCGGACAAAGAGCUGUCUCUCUUGGAGAGAGUUUUAGCCCGCGAGGGCGAUACGAAAGUGGCCUCUAUCCUCGCAUUAGAUUUGUUUUUAGUUGGCGUUGAUACGACAUCAACCGCGGUAGCCUCGGUGCUCUAUCAGUUAGCGCUACAUCCGGAGAAACAGGCUUCAGCGUAUGAUGAAAUCUGCAACGUUCUCCCGCAACGGGACACGCCUCUAGAGGUGACAAAUAUCGACAAUUUAAAAUACUUGAAGGCGUGCAUCAAGGAAACUCUAAGAAUGUAUCCAGUUGUCAUAGGCAACGGGCGAAGUACAACCUCGGAUAUUAUAAUCGGCGGCUAUCGCGUACCGAAAGGAGUGCACGUGGUGUUUCAACACUAUGUCAUUAGCAAUCUGGAAAAGUAUUUUCCGCGAAGUGACGAGUUCCUUCCGGAACGAUGGUUACACGACGACGGCGGUGUCCGUCACGCGUUUGCCUCGCUUCCUUUCGGUUACGGUAGACGAAUGUGCUUGGGACGACGAUUUGCCGAGCUCGAGAUAAUUAUCGUCAUUAGCAAGAUACUUCAGUUUUAUAAAAUAGAAUAUCACCAUGAAAAAUUGGAGUAUUACAUUAAUCCAAUGUACACGCCGAAGGGACCGUUGAAGCUAAGAUUUAUCGAGAGAUAAUAAUAUCUUUAAUAACUUUUCUCUAAUGGCAGAGAAAAGGAAUGUAGUAAAAAAUAUUAUCCGUACUUAUAAGCUUUCUUCUUACACAUAUAUGGACGUAGUUUUGCAUAAUUCUGUAUUUGGUUUCCUGAAAGCAACUUUACAUGCAACUA